UUUGAAAUUAGUAUGUUCUUCAUUAUUCUGUUGAUAUCAGAUUAAUUUAUUGUAGUUUAAAAUGAAAACAGUUGAAGAGCAAGCAGAAAUAGACGCUCUUAUUAAAUUGAAAGGUGGACCAGAAGAUAAUCUGUCAUGGGAUCCUGAACCAACAUUACCCAUAAUACCAAUGGUUCGAUCGCAAUCAUGGGAUUUAAGUACACUUAUAUUUAAUACAUUUUUCUACACUAUUCUCACAAUUAUUAUAUUGGGAAAAGUCGUAAUUAUAUAUCGAAUAUUUUGUAAAUUUUGUAAGUAUCUAUUAAGAAGGUUGAUUUUAAUUGAUACAACCAGUUCAAUGGAACCGGAGGAUUGGAAUAAAAUACAUAUUCAUAAUUAUACGUCGAAUACAGUAGAAUAUAUUCAACAAUCACCUGAAUCAUAUAGGCUUUUCACUGAAGAUUAUAAAGAAUUAUUAAAGAUAUUAAAUUUUAUUGAUGAAUAUAGUCGUGACUAAUGAAUGUUGACAACAGACGAAGCAAUUUUUGGCAUAGAAACUUAAAAACAAAACUGUUCCAUGUUUCUCUUGGUACAUUUUACAGAGAAGUAUCCUCCAAGUUCUAGUGUUAAUUACUUUAAAUUUUGAUUAUUAUUCUCAAUACUAGUCAUAAUUUUUAAUUGAAAUUACUACUCAAUACCAUAAGAGAAGUUUUGUGUA
Schistosoma curassoni is the source of this 697-nucleotide messenger RNA. The record is from the annotation of a GenBank genome assembly. Lineage: Eukaryota; Metazoa; Platyhelminthes; Trematoda; Strigeidida; Schistosomatidae.